This is a messenger RNA of Uloborus diversus, 1057 nucleotides long. RefSeq names its product phospholipase A and acyltransferase 1-like. NCBI's taxonomy places the organism in Eukaryota, Metazoa, Arthropoda, Arachnida, Araneae, Uloboridae. The coding region runs from base 70 to 741 and encodes 223 amino acids. Gene Ontology annotation, cellular component: cytoplasm. The record is from RefSeq and is a predicted model, not a curated record. Gene Ontology annotation, biological process: N-acylphosphatidylethanolamine metabolic process. The transcript has 2 exons. Gene Ontology annotation, molecular function: A2-type glycerophospholipase activity; glycerophospholipid phospholipase A1 activity.
GAAGCGGAAGAUUCGAAUCAUUCAGAGAAGUUCUUUUUUUCGAACGCAAAGAUUUUUUAGUUGCAUGCGAUGAAUGAAAUGCUAACUGAGGUAAACGCAAUCUUGAUGAUGAACAAAUCCAAAUUAUACAACUCAAGCUUCAAUAAUUCACCCCCGAGGCUAUUCCUCAGGUCGGACUGCUUUGGACUUGGUUCUUUCAUACCUGCGUUCGAUUUGCAUGCUGAAAUCGGUGACUUGAUACAAAUAGAUCGUGUUUUAUAUUCGGACUGGGCCCUCUAUGUGGGCAAUGGCAACGUCGUCCACGUAUCCGGCGUCGACAUGGACAACAAUGAAAUCCCGUCGGACACUGCCGAAGUCCGGUUGUCCAGCUUAGUCGAUGUGGCCGGAAUGAGUGGUGUUCGUGUGAACAAUAAAAUUGUCGGCGCAAAAGAAAGAGGACUCGAUGCUUUCCCGGCCGACGAUGUGGUCGAAAAAGCUUACUCCUAUCUGGACAAAGAAGUUGACUUUAAUAUGCUGACGCGGAAUAGUGAACACUAUGUGACCGAAUGGAAAUAUGGCGAAGGCUGGAGCGACCAGGCAGCUGUCACGAUGAGCGUCAUGAAAACUCUCACAGACGAUAUCACAGUAGGUCAUAAUGUCCUGGUGUCCGGACUGAACGCCGUCCUUCAUUCUCCCGGAUCCCCAGCCGGACGCUCCACGCCGCAUUUUUCAUCCAGUCCUGAGAACGAUGACAAGAACUGAGAUGUGAAGGACUAUUUUUUGGUUUUUGUGAUUAAGAUUCGUCACACACGUUGAACUCUUUCAUUACUACGAGGGUGCCAUCGCAAAUGCAUUUAAACGCCCAAUGUGAUACAUUUUUGUGGUCUGAUUAAUUUAUAUGAGUUACAAGAUGUGUAUCGUAAUGUGAUAUAAAAUUUGUUGAUGUUUGUUGUUAAUUAAAAAUGAGCUUCGGAAAAGAAUAUCCCGGUGUAUUUAAUUCGAGUGUCUGGUGAACAGUGUUAGAAAUAAGCAAUCGUUAGUAUUUUGCGACCAAAAAUUGAAUCUUGCAACUCAUUAA